Paramuricea clavata is the source of this 11976-nucleotide messenger RNA. The record is from the annotation of a GenBank genome assembly. Lineage: Eukaryota; Metazoa; Cnidaria; Anthozoa; Malacalcyonacea; Plexauridae.
AAUAUGUCUUAUCUAAGGUCUUGUUCGCAAUGACGAAAGGUGGAAACAGGAAAGCAUUUUAUCCGGAGACGAAGACUUUCAUUAACAUUACACGACGUUUCCUCAGCCCUUUAAAUAUUUUGCGGGCGCAUUAGAAUUUCGAAAAUCGAAAAUGAAAUUCCACAUUAUUUUCCACAGAAAGUACUUCGAUUUCCCUGAAAAACUUUAUGAAAAGCACUUGAGAUUUUGUUUAAAAUGCUUAUGGCCUUAACUUGCAAGAAAACAUAACGAAAUAUGGCUUCAAAAAUCGAAGAUACACAGGAUGUCUGCAUUAAGGUAAAUAAAUUUUUAUUUUAUAAUUUUUGGUUUCGUAAUAAUAUAAUUUUAUUAUAUACGUUCGGAUUUAUGUGUGUGCGGUAUACUAUUAUGACAGCCCUUUGCAUCAAUGUUAAAAUAUGUAAAGACAAUGAGUGACUGGGUGGCAUGGAGAACAAUGGGAUUUUCAAUUAACAAUGAAAAGACUAUGGAACAUUGUGAUUACUGGAUCAUGACCGGAUGGCACUACAAAACCAGAAUUAAAAGUAUUGUACACGUUAUCACAGAAUAAGGCACACAGAAGGUAGACUCGAGUAACUGCUGCCACAGCAUGAUUCAUCUGCAAAAUGCUGAUGCCAUGGUCCUAGCCAGCUAGCUAGUGCGGGUUUGAGAGGCAUUCCCCCUGGACGUCCGCCAAUUUGAAUAUUAUCAGGGGGGUGAAUGCCUCUCAAACGCGCACUGGCUAGGACCAUGGCGUCAGCAUUUUGAUGUCGAAUUACGGUUAUGCCAGAAUCAUAGGAAAAACAAAGAAGUCGGCCUUCUGUGUACCUUAUUCUGUGACGUUAUUUUGUGAACCACAAUUAAAAAUAUUUAAAGGUGAUGUAAAGUCCGUAAUGUAAACAAAUUACGCUUUGUUUACAUUUUGAACUCAGUGCUACAGUUGUAAAAUAUGAUUAUAGAUAUAUAUUAUACUGAAUUUUUAACACUCUUCCGGUUCGCUAUGCUUGUAAAUGAAUGCAGACUAGAAAUUCAAUUCAAGAAAGUUUGGAAGGUGCGAAAUAUUAACAACAUUCCAAAGGUUGCUCCCCCACUGAUGGAAUGUGUUGAUGCACAGAAUAUAUGCGCAGAACGGACUUUACAGCAUCUUUAAGAAAUAUUCCAUAUGCGCUUUGGUGUAAUUUGUCAUGUAAUGAGUCACAUGAUCUAGUGUAUGCAUUGCAUAACUAUUUUUAGUGACUUUUAAGACUCUUUCUAGAAGAAAGCAUGUAGAAUUAUUUCAUUGGCUACAGCACUGGACGACUAAUGUAAAAUAAUCUUGUUUUCUCUAGGAACGACCGAUAGAAUUGGACUACCGAAUUCACUGGAACAAAAAAUUGGGCUCUGGCAUCAGUGGCCCAGUUAGGUACAUGUGAUGGGGGGAAAUUACAUUUAUCCCUUUUUAAGUGUCAGACAAAAUGUCAAUAUAUUAUAUGUGCUGUUUGGGUUCAUGCAUGGUAUAAAGUACUUACUGACUCCACCUAUUUUCUAGAUUAUGUACAAACAAAGAAACCGGCAAAAUGUUUGCCAUGAAAUGUUUGACUGAUUCAACAAGAUCAAGGCAGGAAGUAUGUCUUUUUUUACCAUAAUACAGGAGGAAAGGGGGGGGGGGGCUGUUGUUCUCUGGUGCUGAGUUGUGUUGGCCAUCUAGCUGUGCCACCUGGCCAUCAACUUGCUUGACUACUACAAAGUUGUAUGUGACUACUGCAUUUGAAUUGUAAUUGUUGUUCACAGUUUGCUUAUCAUCAUGUUAUUUAAUAGUCAAAUUACUGUUGCAGUAUCUCAUUUUGUCUUCAAUAUUUUUGCUUUAUCAUGAUGAAAGAUUGAACCACCCCCUCUGGCCAGGGCUAAGGGUGUCUGCAACACCCGCCAUUAUAAUACAUUUAAUAACCUCUGUAUUUGAACUCUUCCAUCUGUAUUCUUCAGGCUAAAGUUCAUUUCAUGUGCAGUGGUCAUCGAAACAUUGUCAACGUAGUUGAUGUUUAUGCCAAUGCCAUGGCUUUACCAGGAGAAACAAGACCAAUGUAAGCUAUACUUCAUGAUUAAACGUAAGUUACAUUGAAGCAAAUUAAUCGUGUUUUAUCAUUGAUCUGAAUUCAGAGCAAGGAUAUUUCUGAUCAUGGAGCUCAUGGAGGGAGGUGAACUUUUUGAAAAAAUCAGAAACCACGUUCGUUUUACAGAGAAAGAAGCGAGAGAGGUCGCUAAGCAGGUUAGUUGCACUCCUGGCAGGUAAAGUUGUUGUAAUUGCAUGACAAAAAAUGUAUAUCGUAGCUGCAAUUUUCUCCUUGUAAUUGGUUAUUUUGAUUAUUUUGCUCUAAAGGCAAAUUGGUUAUUUUGGUUAUUUUGCUCUCCUUGGUUAUUUUGCUCUAAAGGCAUUCCUCUACAAUGGAGUACAACCAAUACAAUAAUCUUUGAACAAGAAACAACACUUUUCAUUUCAUGGUUCUUUCAAAUUCUUUUAAAAGCAACCCGAGCAAAAUGAUGUUUAAUAUUAUGAUGGGUGCUGAUUUUCUUGGAGUCAUGAAGUGCAGAGUUUAAGGAGAGCUAGUGAAAUUUUUGAGUUACACAUAAUUUAUUGACAUAGAUAGCAAGGUUUUUGUGACGUGGUUAGCUUACUGUACUGAAUUUUGUGAAAAAGAUUUCAAACUCUCCCAGACAACAAGUCUCUUUCCCCUCGGCUGCUAGUACUAAUAUGCCCUGACAAAGCUCUUCACUGGAAACAUUGUGAUGUUCAGUUAGUUAUAUUUAAAAUACACAAACCGCAGUAUCUACACUCAUUCUUCACCAGAUUGGCGUGGGUCUGCACCACAUUCAUUCGUUCAACGUGGCUCACAGAGAUCUAAAACCUGAAAAUUUGCUCCUGAAAGAGAAUACAGAAAGCAUUCAUGUGAAAAUCGCUGACUUUGGUUUUGCAAAAGUUGAUCGUGGCGAUCUGAUUACUCCUCAGUUUACACCAUACUAUGCUUCACCUCAGGUAGAGAGCUAGCUGUCAGCCUGUUAGCCUGUAGUGCGCUUUGAAGCUACUUUAUUGCCAGUUUUUGGUAGCACAAUGCUUAGUACAUGUGUCUCUCAUCUCUGUGACCAUUGGGUUGGAGUCCUAUAAUCAUACUUUCACCUCAGUUGCAUAUGAGAAGAGUGCUCCAGUUUGACUCUACCAAACAUCAUUGGUUUCCUCCUGUAGUAACACUGGAUCAAUAAGAAUCUUACUGGACCUCUAGGGAAAACAGUUUAGAACUGAUACAGCUAUCCAGUAUAAAUAAAGUUAGUUUAGUUUAGGUCUCCUCCUGUAGUAACACUGGAUCAAUAAGAGAUGAUCCUUACUGGAACUCUAGGAAGAACAGUUUAGAACUGGUAGAGCUAUCCAGUAUAAAUAAAGUUAGUUUAGUUUAGGUUUGCUCCUGUAUUAACACUGAAUCAAUAAGAGAUGAUCCUUACUGGACCUCUAGGAAGAACAGUUUAGAACUGACAGAACUAUCCAGUAUAAAUAAAGUUAGUUUAGUUUAGGUUUCCUCCUGUAGUAACACUGGAUCAAUAAGAGAUGAGCCUUACUGGACCUCUAGGAAGAACAGUUUAGAACUGAUAGAGCUGUCCAGUAUAAAUAAAGUUAGUUUAGGUUUCCUCCUAUAAUAACACUGGAUCAAUAAGAGAUAAUCCUUACGGGACCUCAAGGAAGAACAGUUUAGAACUGAUAGACCUAUUCAAUAUAAAUAAAGUUAGUUUAGUUUAUGUUUCUUCCUGCAGUAACACUGGAUCAAUAAAGGAAGGUCAUUACUGGACUUCUAAGGAGAACGGUUUGGAACUGAAAGAGCUAUAUUUCUAGGUGCUUGAAGCUCAACGUUAUUUACGAGCUCAGAAAAGCGGGAAAUAUCCUUACUUGAAAAAACCUUACACCUACGACAAGGUCAGUUUAAUUUUUGUUCAACUAUGUAAAAGGUUUCAUGUGUUGUCAAAGAGUGCAUCAUCCCUCCCCUCUUUUUCUUCCCAGACGUGUGAUCUCUGGUCGCUAGGAGUGAUUAUUUAUGUCAUGUUAUGCGGAUAUCCGCCAUUCUAUUCUGAAGUUCCCAGCAAACAAAUGUCUCACGGAAUGAGACGCAAGAUUGCAGCGGGCGAGUAUGACUUUCCUGAUAAGGAAUGGUCGAAAGUUUCUAAACAAGCUAAGGACUGCAUCAACAGGUAAAUAUAGAGGGCUCUCAGAGACUGCCAGGAGUGGGAAAAAUAGACAAGCACGCGAUCAGAGCACUGCUCGCAGGAAAUGUUAAACAGCUGCAGGAAAUUCGUUUGAAUGAAGAUUUGCUAUUGAAAAUUUGAAGGAAACCUUGACACCCAUAUUCCACUAUGGGCGCAACAACAUAUGUUUGACAGACAUUAUUCCUUGAAUUUAAAACCAUGGUCAGCUAGAACACUAUAUGUUUAUGCACAUGCAGAUUUAGCACAAAAAUACUCCGUUGGUCUGCAGGAAAUUUUUUGUCUCCAGGUUGUGCUCCCAGGAAGAAAAAUCUUUUUCCUGCCCAGGAGACUGCAUAUCUACGUCAGAGAAUUAAAUUAUGUAUCAUGCAUAAAUUAUACAAUGGGCUAAUUACGCAUUCUGUUCACCCUGCUGGGCAAAACAAGACACUAUUACUAAUUUCCCAUUCAAUUUCCAUUCAAAUUUAACCAAAAUUUAAUCAGUUUGUCCUUGGAAAAUGGACACAUUUUCGUAUGAAUACGUUUGAUACUACUUAAAGGCACAGUUCAGCCUUUUGAAUGAUUGUUUAACUUUUAAGGCGCAUUUCAGCCCUUUUAUUAACAAUAGGCAAUUCCAGCUUUUAGUUUAUGACUGCAGGGGAUGAUGGGAAGUAAGGUAUCAUAUUGCUGAUUAUGCUGAAAAAUUUCAAUAAAAACAACCGAAAUAUUUUAAUAUUUACAAGUAUAAGCUAUCACUCCGUGUUUACAGGGCCACCAUUUUUAUUUUUUCAGCAUAUUCAGCAAUGUGAUACCUUACUUCCCAUCGUCCCCUGCACGCAUAAACUAAAAGCUGGAAUUGCCUAUUGAAAAAACUAACUAGGAAAAUCAAUUAAGCAUAAUUCAGGAUCAGUAAACUCGAUGUUUUUAACAAUAAAAAUGUUUUAAAAUGUUAAAAACAUUUGAAGUUUGAUGAUCUUGAAUUAUGCUUAAUUGAUUUUCCUAGUUAGUUUUUUCAACUAAAAGGGCUGAUUUAUCAUGCUAACAGACACAAACAGACAUACACACAUACAGACACUGAUGGAAACAUAACCUUUUGGUGGAGGAAACAAUUACUGGAAAAUUCGUCUAUGAAAAGUUAUCGUUGCAAGAAAACUUCAAAAGUCCAACGAAUCCUGGUGUUUUUCAAUUUGCAAAGGCAUGAUUUAUAUUAGAGACGGACGUUCCGUGUGGACGAAUUUUGGUUAAAGAAAAUAUACUUCGAAAACAUUGAUUCUCCCUCCUGACUUAAGACAUCUUAUGAAAAGAGUGAACCAACGCCCUAUUGAAAGUUGCGUGUUUCCUUUGGACAGGAUAAGGGUUAUGAUAUAUAGAAGUAGAUCCCAUCUGAUCAAGCAGUUAUCAUUAUUAAUUUUGGUAGGUUGUUAUGCGUUGAACCAAACCGUCGAAUGACAAUUGACGAGUUUCUGGAACAUGGCUGGAUUCAGAAUGACAAUAUUCCUGACACCGUUCUCUUUACUCCGAAAAUCAUUGCUGACGAUGUUAGUAAUACAUAGAGUUUGUGACACAGCGGUUAGCGCAUGCGUCUUCAUCUCUGCGAUAAGGGUUCGAUUUUUUUUACACAGUGUGAAGUUGUUUGAUUAUAAUUUCACCUCAGUCACAUGUAGUGAGAAGAGUACUUCCAGUUUGACUCUACCAAACACCACAGAUUUCCUCCAGAUACUCAACUUUCUUCCUGUAGUAACACUGGAUCAAUAAAGGAUGUUAUAAUAUAGCAUUUGUAAAUUCUGAACAAUGAUUGGCUAAGAGCCGUGUUGAUAUAAGGGACCGGUCAUUAUUUAUGGUGGGGGGUGGCACCGAAGAGAAAUGUUUUUUUGUGGCAAAAAUUUUGCUGACCCAACCAUUAAAAAGUCAAAAAUUUGAUUACCCAACCUCAAAUAUCAAUUAAAAAAUAAAUACCCACCCCUGGCCAAAAACUUUACAAAGUGAAAACCAUUCAGUUGUCACACAUGUCCUUUACCAUUUUUGUGACAUGAGUUUGAUAACGACUUGUGAAAUUUUCUAAAGUUUCAUGUUGUCUGCAACAAAUUGGACUGAAAUGAUCAAGAUAAUGACUCUGAUUGAUUCACAUAUUGUAUUGACAUAUCACUGUUGACAUUGCUUUUCAGUCUCCAAUAUUUCAGUGAGUCAUGCUUUGGAAAUGACAAUAAUUUUUUUGACUACCCAACCCUUGAGUUGUUUUCUUUUUCAUUUACCCAACUUUUUACUCACUCAAAUUUUUGUUUACCCAACCCUUUUUCUCUUCGGUACCACACCUCGCCAUAAAUAAUGACCGCUCCCUAACUCAAUGUCAACACGGAAACGUCGGAAAAUUUCUUUCUUUAUAUUUCUUUGUGCUAUAUUAUUAUUAUAAAACAAAUAUAAAACAUUUUUUCCGUAUUGAUAUAUAGUUAUAUCAACACUCGUGGAAAUUGGGAAAACUCGAAGUUGUGUGAAAACAUUCCGCCCUUCGGGCGUCGUGUUUCCAACACAAUUUCUCGUUUUCCUAAUUUCCACGAGUGUUGAUAUAACUGUAUAUCAACACGGAAAAUGUUUUAUAUUUGUUAAAUCCUUACUGGACCUCUAGGGAGAACAAUUUAGAACUGAUAGACCUAUCCAGUAUAAAGAAAGUUAGUUUAGGUUUCCUCCUGUAGUGACACUGCAUGCCGGAAUAAGAGAUGAUCCUUACUGGACCUCUAGGGAGAACAGUUUAAAACUGAUAGAACUAUCCAGUAUAAAGUUAGUCUAGUUUAGGUUUCCUCCUGUAGUAACACUGGAUCAAUAAGAGAUGAUCUUUACUGGAGCUCUAGGGAGAACAGUUUAGAACUGAUAGACCUAUCCAGUAUAAAUAAAGUUAAUUUAGUUUCAAAUGGCUUUGUGUAUUUUCUAGGGUGCGUUUAAAGAUGUCAUGGACGGUCAUGCAGCGGAACUGACAAACAUGAGACUGGCAAGUAAACAAAUUCGACUAAAACCGAUUGAACUGUCGAAAAAUCCUAUUAUAAUGAAAAGAAAAGCGUUUCACGUUGCCAAUAACGAGUGAGUAUAGUUCAAACUAAACUAUCUUUAUUUAUAUUGGAUAGCUCUACCAGUUCUAAACUGUUCUGUCUAGAGGUUCAGUAUAAGGAUCAUCUCUUAUUGAUCCAGUGUUGCUACAAGAGGAAGUCUAAACUAAACUAACUUUAUUUAUACUGGAUAACUCUAUCAGUUCUAAACUGUUCUCCCUAGAGGUCCAGUAAGGAUCAUCUCUUCAUCCCUAAUCAGUCAUGUUUGUUGAGUCAAACUGGAAGUAUUUGCGAUCGAGGUGAAAUUAUAAUCGGACAAUGGGAUACGGCACAUGCACUAAAGCCUGUGUCAUCAACGUUUACUUUAUGUUGUUCCUGAAGGAAUUCCAAAGACAAAGUGAAACUGAAAUCAAAUGAGGAAGACGAAGGCACGACAGUUCUAUCUCAACAAGAUAACUCUCAGUUCAGUCUGCUCGCUGCCAAGGCUCUUCGUGAUAUCAUUGCUUUUUGUUUGAUGAUGAAACCUGUGCACCCGAAUAUCAUACGUAUGUUGACAUUCUUUCUCAAAUACUUCUCGCCUUUAUAGGACUUACCCACUCCCCAAAACAUCGUUUGGCGUUCUGCCUAGCCCUAGGGUCAAUCAUUAGCUGAGAAACAAUGUUUCCUAGUUCACAAAACAUAGUUAGGAAAAAGAUCUUUGCUGGUUUGCCCAUUCUAGCUUGGGAAACAUGGCCAGGAAACAAUGCUUUCUUGGUUUGCCAAUAUUCGAGAACAUAGUUGAAAAACAAUGUUUACUAGUUUAUCUACCCUCACAAAACAUAGUGAGGAAAAAAUCUUUGCUGGUUUGCAUGUUCUUGGGAAACAUGGCUAGGAAACAAUGUUCUCGAAUAUUGGCAGACCAAGAAGCAUUGUUUCCUAUUGCCAUAUUUCCUAAGGGUGGGCAAGACCGGAAGCAUUGUUUCCUAGUAAUACUUCCCGGAGGUGGGACAUUGUUUCCAAGCCAAGGUAUUCGAAGUAUGAAAGGUUGUUUCCUAGCCAUGUUUCCCAAAGGUAUUCGGAAGAAGUUAUUUCGCUGACCUCAGAAUGACAUUUCGUCAAAACAUUUUUCUUCAAGAUUGGUUUAGAAACAAAUUUGCAGUAGGGUUAGGGUAAGGAUUAUAGGGUUGGUGUUUGGAGUAGAGUGUUAGUAAAAUCGUUGCUUUGUUACGUUUUGUCACUCUGAGGCCAGCGAAAUAAUCUCAUCCAAGGUAUUCAAAGUAUGAAACGUCGUUUCCUAGCCAUGUUUCCCAAAGGUAUUCAAAGCAUGAAACAUUGUUUCCUAGCCAUAUUUUCUUGCUUUAGAGGAAAGUUAUACUGGCGAUAAACUGACUGGCUUAGUUCUGGAUGCCCUUCAGAAGACACAAGGGAACCAAGCCAUAGAGAACGCGUUCAUAACCGAAUCCUGGGAUGGCAAGAAGUUUACGUCGUCAGUGAACAAGUCGAGAUUAGCAAAGACGCUCAGUGAAAUAAUGCUGCAAGCUGAGAGGGUAUCCACUUUAUAGAGAGAUGCAAGGCGGGGAACAAUCUCGUAGCAAUUUUAUCUGGUAAACUUGUAGAAACAGUUCUCUCUAGAGGUCCGGUAAGGAUCCAGUGUUGCCAAGAUUCCAGGAAGGUCAUCUUCUAAGUUGGUCGAAGGAUCAUAUCUUAUUGGUCAGUUUGAGCAAAGCGGAACUGAUAAAUUUAAAAUCGCUAAUUGGUUAGAGGGCUGAGAGGGAUGAAGCAUGUCUGUCAAUGUAAAUAAUCAAAUUUUCUAAUUUCCUGUGUACAUAUAAUCUAUGAUAUGAUAGAACCUUCAGGUUAGACAAUUCAUUGACCAACAGUUUCGAAAGAAAUACGCACCGUCGUAAUACAUUUGUGCUUAAUUUACCUUGUUCAUUCUGAGCUAAAUGCAUGUCCUUUGUUGCCCGGUGUAGGUAGUAGUCCUAAGAUACACAACCUACACUUCAACUGAUUGUUUCUCAUGGAUUGUCGUAGGUACUGCUCCUUGAGAACAUUUAUUUUGGGUUUCCCACUUUGUGGCCAAUUUUCACUAAUUGGUUCUCAGCGUAGGUAUGGAAAAUGAUCGAAUCUCAUUCUUUGGUUUCGUGAUAGAGUCCUGCUGUAGUAUAUCCUUUUAAAGAACUUCAAACGGUUGGUUCUCAGCGUUGGUAUAGGCCGAAUAGCACUCUUCAAUUGAAUUGAACUUAAUAACUGAAUUCUGAAACGCACAAUUGAGAGAAUUUGUGUGCAAAUAUGUGUGUCCCAUUCAUUAUUCAUUCAUGAAAUAGAAACGUUAAUUUCCAAAGCAAUUUGGAAAAAAAUAGCGAAAAUGAAAUACGUCAAGAAAUAGAAUGCGUUCGUGCCGGGUAUUUAUGUAAGAGCCUACAGGCAAAAUUGUUUAUCAACAGACAAUACAUAAAGGGAAGCGCUUGCUGAACACGAGUCGACAAUGCUUUCUUUAAUUAGGUCGGGCAGAAAUAACGAUUUCUAUUGAAUAACAGAACAAAAUGUUUAUCGAACCAAGUUUCCGCACCGCCGAAUACUUUGUUUGUGUUAAAAUCGCGAAUAAAGCAAGGAUUCCCGAAGAACACAUACACGAAAGAUACAUUCGUGUUGAACAUUGUGGUAAGGAAAAGCGGCUUUCAAGAAGCCCAACUGAGGGUUUAGCCAAUUUUAUAGGCAGACAAAUUAAGAGCCAAAACAAUCCGAAAAUCCUGAGACAAUAAACAUUCUAUAUUGGUAAAGUGUCUCCCAUUGAUUUGGCUACAUCCCUGUCGCGUUUACAAGCUAGCGCAGAAAAUCAGUCCUUUUUAGGGAGAAAACAGCUCCACACUUGUGCUAAAUAUGUAACAAAUAUGGUUUUUCAUAAAUGUAUAUUUUUAUAUUUAAAAAUACAUGUGGAAAAUGUUUAAUAGUUAGUGAUAUAGAAAAAAAUAGAGUACUGUUAUAUUAAAGUAUUUUGCGACUCAGCGUUGCUAUACAUGAACUAUAGAUUAGUUGUUAGUAUUCAUUAUAUAUUAUGCUCUGUAUAAACGUUCCUAGCGAUAAUAUCCACUUAGGAUUUCUCAAAUGUAACAAAACGAACGUGAGUUAUACAGAUUUAGUAAAUAUAUACAGUACAAAUCACACAAACUAAAACUCAAAUAAACUACAAUAUAAAACUACAGACGUGGUUGGGGCUCUAAAGUCUCUAAAAAUGUGUUUCUUUCUUCGCUUUUUAAGCUUUAAAAGUGCAAGAUUCUGCGGCCAUUGGGCAAAUAAAUUCCCUCAUAAUUCAUAAAUAAAAAGUAUCAACAAUUUUUUUUUUCAACGAGUUCUAAGCUACUUAAGUAUAUUGUUAAUAUUAUAGAAGAUUGUUAUAUACCAAUAUGGCAACCUAUAUAAGCAAGGUAUUUUUUCAAAAUAUGCCUCAUACCAAACCGUCAUUUUAAUCGGUCCAUAUAUUCGGUACAAAAUAUACUUUCUUGUAAAAAGUUCCAACCAACACAACGUCGUGAAACACAGAGUUAUAAAAACUCUAUAUGAACGCCUCCUUGUCAGAAACAUGGAAUUUUUUGUAGUCAACGGGAUAUGCGUUUGACUCAUCCAAAAGGUAGCUGCCUUCGUCUCGUUUCUUCAGCCGAUACAUAAGGAAAGCGAUCAAAAGUAGGGCAAGUAAAGCACAUCCAACGACCCCAGCUAUAACUUCUGUUGUCAAUGUGAAGCCAGGUUCUUUCUUGUUGUUAGUAAGUGCCAUCUUAGCGGGUUCUGACGGUGUUGUGGUUUCAACACUUUGUUUCGUUGUGAACUUUGUGCUCGUCCACAAUUUAUUGAUCCCUUUCUCUUCAGUAGAUUGCCCCCUGUACUGUUCAGUAGUCGUCUCCUCAGUUUUUAUAAGCCGCGACGUACUCGCCUGUGUUGUCGUUUCAACCGAUUCGGUUGUGGUUGUGGUUGUCGCAGACUCUCUUGUCCAACUGUCAGUCAUAGGGACUCUAGGAGGUGUUGUCGAAGCAGGUUUCUGGGUAGUUUUGAAAAGACUGCGAGUCGAUUCUUGUUUCGUCGACUCGGCUGUGGUAACGAUGUUAUUUUGGACUCGUGUGAUGAGAGCGUUUACAUCGUCGACUGUACUCGUUUCUGUAGAAAUGUAAAUGUCAGUAGAAGCUGUAGUUGUUUCGUCUUGGGGUCUGGUAGAGCUUACACCUGAUCCACUGCCGCUACCACUGUAAUAAUCGUCAUCAUCGGGUGUUAUAAUUGUUGUUGUUGAUGUUGCCGCCGCUUCGGUUGUCGUUUCUUCCUCGGUUGUUGUCGAUUCCCGUACUGUUGUCGGCGUUUCUGUUGUUAACGUUUCUGUUGUAAACGUUUCUGUUGUAGAAGACAUAGCGCUUCCACUUCCAUAAUCCUCGUCGUCUUCAUCGUCAACUCCCGAGCCAUAAUCGUCCGUCGAAUCCGUCGGAGGUUUUGUUCCAUUUGUCGGUGUUAUAUAAAUGACUUGAUCGUCGAUGCCAUCCCCACUGCCUGAGCUUACUUGCUUUGUAGGCUCGCUUUCGGCAUACAAAACAACCGCCAAAUAGCCGAAUAACGCUACCAAAAUCACUCCUCUCAUUACUGGAGUUUGUAGGUUAUGUAUUUCGUAUAAUUCGAUUCGCGAUCUUUAAUAAUUUCUCCGCAAUAGACUCAAGAACUGCUUGAAUCAAUCUACUUUGUUUGCCGAAUGAAAUUCGUGCAU